CUUUUCUUCUUAUCAUACAACCACCACUUGCGCGCAUACCCUUUUCAUAUAUAUUUUCCAUGGAAAAAACAACGCCGAUUCAGCCUCAUGAUCAGCACCCAACAUGCAGGAACUUGACCACAAUCCUAAGCAUUGAUGGGGGUGGUAUCAGGGGGAUCAUCCCUGCUGCCAUACUUGCUUUCCUUGAAUCACAACUUCAGGAGUUGGAUGGAAAGGAAGCUAGACUUGCAGACUAUUUUGACGUGAUUGCAGGAACGAGCACAGGGGGUCUUGUUACCGCCAUGUUAGCUACUCCAAAUGAAAAUAAUCGACCUCUCUUUGAUGCUAAGGAUAUCAAACCCUUCUAUCUCGAGCAUGGUCCUCGAAUUUUCCCACAGUACAGUGGCUUAUUCGGAGCAAUCAGAAAAAUAUUCAGAUCUCUGACAGGACCAAAGUAUGACGGGAAAUACCUCCAUGGGGUUCUAACGGAGAAACUAGGGGAAACUCGGUUGGAUAGCACAUUGACCAAUGUUGUUAUACCAACAUUUGAUAUCAAGCACCUGCAACCAACCAUUUUCUCAUCACAUGAGGCCAAAAAGGACCCUUGUUUGAAUGCUCGACUGUCUGACAUAUGUAUUGGCACGUCGGCAGCUCCAACUUAUCUUCCUGCUCACCACUUCAGCCACCGAAACGGUGAUGGAAAUUUUAGUAAAUUCAAUCUUAUAGAUGGUGGUGUUGUUGCAAACAAUCCGGCUCUUGUUGCCAUAAACCAAGUAACCAAACAGAUCCUUGAUGAAAAUCCUGAUUUCUUUCCAACCAAAUCCACAGACUACGGUCAAUUUCUGGUGAUCUCAAUAGGAACAGGCUCAGGAAAGAUAGAGAAAAGAUACAACGCUAAAAUGGCGGCCAAAUGGGGCCUUCUGAAUUGGUUAAUUCAUGGAGGUUCAGUUCCAUUAGUGGAUGUGUUUACUCAAGCAAGUUCAGAUAUGGUUGACUUGAAUCUAGCUGUAGUUUUCCAAGCCCUUCAUUCAGAAGAGAAUUACCUUAGAAUUCAAGAUGACACAUUGACUGGAACAGCAGCUUCAGUUGAUGACUCUACGAUUGAGAACUUGAACAAACUUGUAGAGAUCGGGGAGAGACUAUUGAAGAAACAUGUAUCAAGGGUGAAUUUGCAGACGGGUUUGUUCGAACCAGUCAAACAUUGUGGCACAAAUGAGGAGGCUUUGAGACUCUUAGCAAAAAAGCUUUCGCAAGAAAGAAAGUGUCGAGAAGGAAAACUUGCAUACAAGGAGAAUCUGAAAGUUGAUCAAGCCGCUACUCAUCUUUAAGUCGGGCUAUUAAGCACGUGCCUGCCUCUGAUCUGCAUUAAUAUGUGUUGUAGUCAAAAUUUUUUCAUUUUUUAUUCAACUGAUAAUUCUUUUCAUUCUUCAAAUUUGUUGUACUGUGUCA
Messenger RNA from Juglans regia (Persian walnut), 1428 nucleotides. Its product is annotated as patatin-like protein 2. The transcript has 7 exons. The coding region runs from base 60 to 1307 and encodes 415 amino acids. The record is from RefSeq and is a predicted model, not a curated record. NCBI's taxonomy places the organism in Eukaryota, Viridiplantae, Streptophyta, Magnoliopsida, Fagales, Juglandaceae. Gene Ontology annotation, biological process: lipid metabolic process. Gene Ontology annotation, molecular function: glycerophospholipase activity; monoacylglycerol lipase activity.